CUUUUUCCAAGCCGGACCUCUCAUUUCUCCGAAUUGAGCGUCUGCUUACGGUCCAACCGAGCUAGAGAAAACUUCGAUGAGUAGAGCAUCAUUUAAUCUACCUCUAAGUAAUUAAAAAUGGGAGCAUUACGUUUGAAUUUCCGGUGCAUAUUGCUCUUACUUGGUCUUGCUUUCGCAGCCAGUGUCGCAGCUAGGGAUAGCUCCGAACCCGCAUCGCGUGCCUCCUUGAGCUUGGAUGAAUUGGGCGAAAAGCUCCAGACCUGUGCGAUUGUGCAGGACCUUAACGCCGAGAAGCUCAAAGACGCUUCGGAAACAUCGACCUUGACCUCACAGAUCUUCGCUGUCUUAUUUCCUGGUAGCCCCGCUGUCAACGCCCUUCUUGCGACACUCUACAUUUCAGGACCCCCGAAUUUUCUAUUGGCAUUAUGUCCGCCCAAUAUAGAUCCCUCGUCGCUGUCGGUUAUGGUAGCAUUUGCUGUGGGAGGUUUACUUGGUGAUACGCUCUUCCAUUUACUACCCGAGAUCUUUCUCGGAGAAGAUAGCCCCGAACAUGUCCGAUUCGUUCUCGUCGAGCCCAACCGCAACCUACUCCUCGGUGUCGCUAUCAUGGUUGGUUUUAUGACAUUUGUGGCUAUGGACAAGGGAUUGCGAAUAGCGACAGGCGGCGAAGGACACGAGCAUAGCCACGGAAAUCAUUCCCAUGAUAUACCGACGCAGGCCAAGGCUACUUCUAGCUCUAUAGAAGUUUCGAAAGGAGAAGUUUUAAACCGCAAGAAGGGCGAUAAAAGCAUCGCCGAAGCCCCUAAACAAGAUACCGAAAAGGAAAUCAACGCCAGCGUGAAGUUGGGAGGGUAUCUAAACCUGAUUGCCGAUUUUACACACAACAUCACAGAUGGGCUUGCUAUGUCAGCGUCGUUCUAUGCGUCACCUACCAUUGGUGCCACGACUACGGUAGCGGUAUUCUUUCAUGAGAUUCCUCAUGAAGUUGGUGAUUUCGCAUUGCUCAUUCAAUCUGGCUUCUCGAAACGAGCUGCGAUGGGCGCCCAAUUUGUCACAGCCCUUGGGGCUCUUUUAGGAACACUCAUUGGCAUCGCCGUCCAAGAAUUUGGUGGCGGCAGCGGCGUCGAUGGCAAGGGAAUCGGCAUGACUGGUGGUAUAUGGGGCACUAGCCUAACGUAUGGCGACAUGUUGUUGCCUUUCACCGCCGGAACGUUCCUAUAUGUGGGAACAGUAGCAGUAAUUCCAGAGCUACUGGAGACUGGUCCUAACAAGGCUUUAGAACUUCGGAAGACUCUUGUGCAGUUUGCGGCUAUCGCGUUGGGAGCUGGGAUCAUGCUUUAUAUCUCAUGGGAUUAAUUCAUCAUACUUGGCAGCAUAGAUCGGUUGGUCAUAGAAAGGCGUAGCAUCUCUGGUUGCCGUUAGUUCUGGCCCCGCUAAAUAUAGGAGAUGAGUCUGGCUUUUCGCUUCGCAUUUCUCUUCGCGACGAUUGCUAGAUGCUAUCAAAUCGCGCGGAGGCGGAAAUAUCAACGCUCUAUUCACCUACGAUAGCCGUUGGAAGCCGUACCUAGUAGUGUGGUGGAGAUGUCCCC
This is a messenger RNA of Annulohypoxylon maeteangense, 1589 nucleotides long. RefSeq names its product Zip-domain-containing protein. NCBI's taxonomy places the organism in Eukaryota, Fungi, Ascomycota, Sordariomycetes, Xylariales, Hypoxylaceae. Gene Ontology annotation, cellular component: membrane. The record is from RefSeq and is a predicted model, not a curated record. The transcript is spliced from 5 exons. Gene Ontology annotation, molecular function: zinc ion transmembrane transporter activity. Gene Ontology annotation, biological process: intracellular zinc ion homeostasis; zinc ion transmembrane transport. Bases 118 to 1356 code for a protein of 412 amino acids.